AUGCGCAUACAACACAGAGGGAAGGUGUGUAUUUAUAUCUCGUGUUUGUUUGAAUCUAGGUAUUCAAACCGUGUGCGUUUCCAUCCCUGGCUUUGUUUUAUAUUUAUAUAUUUUAUUACUUUUGAUAUUUUGUAUUUAAAUCUAAGAUAUAAAAUCUUGCGAUUUUAUAGAUAGCAUUUGCGGAAGGACCCCCAACUGUUGAAGAACCUCAGUCUUCGAUGUCAACAAACGUGAGUAUUUUGUAUUUUGAAACGUAUAAUUCUCUUGGUGUAUUUACAACUAAAUAAUAUCUACAUUUAUAGAUAACAUUUGUGGAAGGACUUUCAACUGGUGAGGAACCCGGACCUUCAACCUCGAAAAAAAUAAAAGAGGCGAGUGUUUUGGACUUUGGAACAGACUUGUAUCAUAUUGCAUGCAAUAACGUGAGACUUUAUUUCAAGGCAAAUUUCAGUGGUCAUCCAAACCCAUAUACUAAUGACAGUUUCUUGUGUUGUAAACAUACAAAAGGGCUAAUUCAAGAAUGUAUUUUUGUCUUUUAUAGCAUGGGGAAUGCAGCAAUUGCAAAGCUUUGUUGCUAAAAAAUAAGAGGCUCAAGAGUGAUUGGCUGUCUGCAAAAAACAAGCUUGAAGUUUGCAGAAUGCAAAUUGCAAAAAAUUCAGGUAAGUCAUAUGUACUGAUUUCGUUUGGCCUUACAUUACUGCAAUUUCAUACCCAGAGCAAUAGGAUCAACCUACACUGUAGCCUCUGGGUAUAAGAUUGCACAUACUGUAGAGAUCAUAAAUCAUGUAGUGAUCCAGCACCAAUAAUUAACCAUAGUAACAAACUUUUUAUGAUCGUGAAAAAACACAGGAGAAGAAACUCAUCCCAGUACAGCGUCAAGAUGUGAUCUCACAACAAUCGUAAGUGAUGAUGAACAGUGCAGCUCAGACAUUGGAAUACCUCCAUCAGAUGAUUUCCAUGAAGAGGAUUGCUAUGAUGAAGAAACACCAGAAGAAUCAACAGAGACUGAGACAGAUGAUGAGACAAAUCCGCAACAUAAAAGGUGAGUGGACAACCCUGAUAAUAAAUGUAAACAUAAUGCAUAUGAAACAUUCCACAAAAAUGACUGGACAUGAAAGACUAUGUACCAUAUUGAUGAGUAGAAAUAUCAGUAUGUGGAUACACAACUUUAUAACAGACUAUAUAUUCUGCAAGAGUAGUUGACACAACAUAAGCUAUAAGGAGUCACUGAAAUAAUUGAAACAAAUUACUUUUUUAGAAUCUUUUUGAAUGAUUCCAAUUUGAGAAGAGAGCCAAAGUUCAUUGUGUUCUUUACACAGUUACUCGCUCUCUUCAAAUUUUGCCAUGCCUGCAAAUGUGACAACCCUCUUGUCGAAGUCCAAGAAAAUGGUACGAUGGCCGAAGUGACCUCCAUAUGUGCCAACCCGAAGUGUGGCAAGACAACCAAGUGGUUCAGUCAACCAUAUAUGACAGGGACAAUGAUUCCAGCUGGCAAUUUUUUGCUUUCAUUUGGUAUACUUGUUGCUGGUACAUCAGCCACCAAAGUCCUGAGAGUAUUCCAGCAUAUGGGAUUGAAAUGCAUCUCACUUUCAACCUUCUUCAAGCAUCAACGUGUGAGUGUACUGUAGCAAUAAAUAUUUAGCUGACAAUAUGCCUUUUAUUUUACCCUGUCUAACUGCAGAUGAUUUUACUUGUCAGUGGUAAAUUACUGCAAGUUGAUGGGUUUACUUACAUGGAUAGUUAGGUACACGGUUCCAAGAGAGUUUUGCAGUGUUUUAUAGUACUUGUAUAUCAUAUUUGUAGGAAAAAUUAUUUCCUGGGAUCUUCCUCCAUUGGAAAAAGUAUCAAGAGGGAUUGAUUUCAACAUUGAAAAGCCAAGGUGAUCUGAUGAUAGCUGGUGAUGGAAGGCAUGACAGCAUGGGUCACAGUGCCAAGUACUGUGCCUACACAGUAUUUUGUUGUACAGUGCCAUUUAUCAUUCACUUUACAUUGGUGCAGGUAUGUUAAAAAGUACAAAUUGUAGGAGACUAAGACCACUGUCUUCAGGGGAAAUUUGCAAUCAUCCGAAUGGAUUAAGGCAAAAACAUGUUCUGAUCUCCAUCAAGAAUAUACCUUUACACAAUUCAAUUUUUUAUUUAUAGAGAAAUGAAGUUGGUAGCAGCACUGCAAUGGAGUACCAUGGGUUUGUACAGGCUAUGGAAUAUCUUCUGGGCACUGGCUUACUCCUGAAAACUUUCAUUUCUGACAGACAUUCAGGAAUUGCUAAACACAUGAGGGAAAAGCUGGCAAGCAUCAAACAUUAUUUUGAGGUUUGGCAUCUAAAGAAGAGUAUGUUGUUAAAAUAAUAAAUGAGUUUUUUACUACUCUAUAAUUGCAAGCAUACUAGAGCCGUGUUUACACUACGAGCAUAAACCUGGCCUGGGCCUACCUUUGGACGUGAUUUUUGUAGUGUAAACGUACUUCUGCCUGGCCUAGGGCAAGAAUUCUGGGCCCAUCAAAACAGGUAGUCCAGAUUUCCUGGCCAAAGUCUGUUUAUACUACAAAAAUCACAUCCAAAGAUUGGCCCAGGCCAGGUUUAGGCUCAUGGUGUAAACACGGCUUAGGUAAUUUCAUUUUAAACUGUCAGGAGGAUUGGGGGGGUAUUAUGUGAAUUCGAGUGAAAUGUUUCAGAAAGGCCAUCAAAUUUAUCUACUAGAAAUAUGCUUUGGAAAUAUGUCACUGAAUUACAACCUGUAUUUUGAUUUGUAUAUUCUUGUGUUUUAGAAAUCACCAAAGUGUUGACAAAGAUUGGAAAAGUGAGUGGAAAUGAGAUUGUGAAUGAGUGGAUUAAACCAUGUGCAAACCACUUAUUUUGGAGUGCGAUGACAACACAAGAUGGAAAUGGCGAUGUUAUUUGGGCUAAGUUCACAUCAUUCUUCAGCCAUGUUGUUAACAAGCAUAAAAAUCUCAAAAACCCUGUAUUUGACAAGUGUGCACAUGGAGAUGAGAUUCAACCACGCAAGUGGCUAGAUGAAGGUGAGUAGCUACAAUGUACUGUAUAUCUGUGAUACACUGAUACAGUAUGGUAACUGUUCUAUAUAGGCCCUCUGGGAUCUAUAUAGAUGAAUAAUAGCAUAUGUUCCUAACUUGCAGGCACAAUUAUAGUUUCAAUUGUAUAAUAAAAAUGUUCUUGUAAUCUCCAUUAUAGACUCCAUUGCAUAUGAGAAAAUGCUGGCUGCCCUUACAAAUACCAAGUUGAUGAAUGGUAUAAAGAAGGCAUCUCCUUUUGGUCAGACAAGUGCUCUAGAGGGAUUCCAUUCAGUGCUUAACCAAUUUUCGCCAAAAAUGAUUGGCUACAGCUAUCGAGGAAUGUUUUGCAGGUAUGGAUACAUUAAACAUUGGGUUAUUCCAGAAAAGAUCCACCCCACCCCCCACCCCCACCCCCGGAGGGAAGAAAAAAUUGUUUCUGAUAGUAGUAAAUGUAUUAGGACAUCCGAAGGGGGUAGGGGGGUUAACUUCCAAUUUCCUCUGUGGGGGUGGUAUGGAUGUUUUCUGGAAUGACCCAUUAUGGCAGUGAUUUUGCAUGUUUUAUAUAUUUAACAAGGCAAUUUGCUUUGAAAUAUUUAGGCAUGCACUUGCUGUUAUUCAUUUUAACAAAAAUUUAAAUCGGAGCAACAGAAUGAAGAAUGGCGUUGAACAACUUCAUGUUGUGUACCCAAAAUUCAAGAAUGGAGAGGCUGUGGUUAGGAAUGUAAAGGUGCAGCAAAAUUUUGGUAUGUAUAUCACAUUCUCUUCACACUCCAACUGUCCAACACUUUUUACUGAGUAGAAAGAUCUAUAUUUGUACAAGUCAGAGGUGCACAUAGCUUAUUGACCAUCUAUUUGGCACUCCUAUAAUAAUUACAUUGUUAUAUUAUUGCCUUUCUUGAAGAUUAUGUCGAUGAAAUAUAUGAGACAAUGAUUGAUGCAAUCUUGAACAAAAAAUUAAAGAAGGCAAUUAAAGAAUUAAAAGAUUUAACACCACCCCCAAUGAACAAAAUGCUUGACCAGCAGCCACGUACCGAGGCCAUCAAGAAGAAGAAAAGAAGGGAAAGCAUGCCCAUUGUUGAUGUGCCACCAACAAAUCCUGGUAGGUUGGUUUACUUGCUCUAGUAGCCUUAUAUUUAAUGCUAAGUUAAUUAACGGUAUAUUUACAUGCUGCGAUUUAUCAUACAUGUAUGAUUUGUAUUACUGCAUGAAAUUACUGCUGGCGCCAUCAUUCCUCAACAUGUAAACAUACAUUAAUUCGUCAUUAUUAUUGUUUUUCACACAUUUUAGUGCCUGCUGUUGUGGUUUCAAAUCCUGGUGACAGUACAAGAAGCAAGCCAAAAUGCAAAGCAUGCAAGAGACCAAUGAAAGGCCACAAAAAGUUUAAAGAUUGCCCCAAGAACCAAAAUAAAUAA
Molecule: messenger RNA, 4421 nt
Organism: Paramuricea clavata
Lineage: Eukaryota; Metazoa; Cnidaria; Anthozoa; Malacalcyonacea; Plexauridae
Source: the annotation of a GenBank genome assembly